Messenger RNA from Drosophila arizonae, 963 nucleotides. RefSeq names its product Ras-like protein A (gene Rala). The record is from RefSeq and is a predicted model, not a curated record. Gene Ontology annotation, molecular function: GTPase activity; GTP binding. Gene Ontology annotation, biological process: signal transduction. Lineage: Eukaryota; Metazoa; Arthropoda; Insecta; Diptera; Drosophilidae. Gene Ontology annotation, cellular component: membrane.
UCAGUUCAUUUUCGGUUUUUGUGCGCAUCGGAGUUACCUAUAUAUCAAUUUCGAGGCGUUCCGACAUAAAUUAAAAACUAAUUUAUAGUAAAAGACGCGCUGCAGUCAACCUAUAUAUAUGUAUAUAUGUAUGUUAGCUGCAAAAAACGAGCACAAACAACAAGAAGCGGCAACCAAGUGAUUACGAAUUUCUAAACAAACAGAGCAAACGCCGGAGCGUGACUGAGUGAGUGAGCGAGCGAGCGAGCGAGCGUUUGGCAAAGAGACGAGUCGGUGUACAGCGCAUCUUAAUCCCGCCCGGACAGCAGUCGCCCCCUACCCCUAACACGUUCCAUCGCCAUGAGCAAGAAACCGACGGCCGGCCCGGCGCUCCACAAGGUCAUCAUGGUGGGCAGCGGCGGUGUUGGUAAAUCGGCCCUCACCUUGCAGUUCAUGUACGAUGAGUUUGUCGAGGACUACGAGCCCACCAAGGCCGAUAGCUAUAGGAAAAAGGUUGUGCUCGAUGGAGAGGAAGUACAAAUAGAUAUACUAGAUACAGCCGGCCAGGAGGACUAUGCAGCGAUCAGAGAUAAUUAUUUUCGCAGCGGCGAAGGUUUCCUCUGCGUCUUCUCAAUCACAGACGACGAAAGCUUCCAGGCCACCCAGGAAUUCAGAGAACAAAUAUUGCGGGUGAAAAAUGAUGAGAGCAUACCGUUCCUGCUGGUGGGCAACAAAUGCGAUCUAAAUGACAAACGGAAGGUGCCGCUCAACGAGUGCCAGGUGAGGGCGCAGCAGUGGUCCGUGCCCUACGUGGAGACCUCGGCCAAGACGCGUGAGAAUGUGGACAAGGUAUUUUUCGAUCUAAUCAGGGAUAUUUCAUCACGCAAAAAACAACGUCAGAUGGACGUGAAAGAGCCGGCGAAGCCUUCUCCUUGCUGCCAAUUGUUGUAAAAGAAAGAAAAGAAAGCAAACAUAGAACAAAAC